CCUGAGACGCGCACAUCACGAUGACCGUUUGCGUGCCUGAACCAGCGCCUAGAAAGGGAGGGAUCCAAUACUUUUCUCCGAUUUAUAUGGAGAAACGUGGGUGCUCUAAGAGAGACGCACUGGGGGAUGCUGACAGCUUCUGUAAGGGGCUGUAAUACGCAAUGGUUUGGGGGCAUAAGCAGGCAUCGAGGAGCGGCGAGUGAAUGAAGAGAAAAACGACGGGAGCAUCGCUUUUUCACUCCCAUUGCGGGCCGGCGUGAAGGUGUAAUUACGUCAUAGACCGUAGAAACGCGGCCGCCUCCGGCUUUGGGCAGCGCACCGAAGUCGCCUUGUGGACCGCUCCGUUUGCCCCGAGUCGGCAAUCUAUCAUUUAAUAUCCAAGGGCAUGAGGAGUUCAGGGAAAGCAGCAAACUGCAGCGAAUGCCGUGUUAAUGUGCGCUGUCAUAUGGAUGUGGAGUAUAGACACACACACACAUACGCGAGUCUUGUGUGGCUAGGGAAUAACGCGCAGGUUAACUUUACCGAGACGUUUUCACACUUAAGAGACUAACACUUCGCUGCCGUCUCCUGUUUUUAAUCGCAGCUUGGAUUCACGUAAAAGAUCCUGCGCAAGGACAACGUCUCCCUUGAUUAAGAAUAUAACAAUAAAUAAUUAGCUAAUCCUGCAAUGGAUCCAGUACCGGAAUACUCCCUCUUCUUAGUAAGGAUCCUGGAAGAGUUGGACGCGAAGUACAGCAGUGUUUCCUACCAGGACCUGUGUAAGUCUCUGUGUGCCAGGUUCGACUUGGUUCACUUGGCCAAACUGCGCAGUCUGCUCUUCUACACAGCCUGCCUGGACCCCAGCUUCCCAGCCACACUGUUCAAGGACAAGAUGAGGUGUUCCGUGGACGACCAGCAGUCCAAGAAGCUAAUGGUUGCUGCAGACAUCGUCACCAUGUUCAACCUCAUCCAGAUGAACGGCGGCACGGCCAAGGACAAGUUGCCAAUGGGACCCAGGCCCAAGUUCCACAAGAACCAGUCUUUUGAAUCGUGUAGGUCGGACACCGACGUGUAUAAGUACUCUCACUCCGAUAGGGCGUACGACUUGCUAGAAGCCCAGGGACAUCCCACGCUGCAAGCCUCGCCCCGCCCCGAGUCUGGCUGCAACAGCUGUCAGCACUUCAUCCCGACCUCUGACCCCAACUUUCUCCUGGGAGUCAGCAAGGAUAUGAAAUGCAGGGCGGCAUCACUCGAUAAGCUCCAGCACCUUCCGCAGUAUUCCCGCGGCAGCUCUCCACCCUGUGAGAUGCAGAGCACCUAUUUUCCAAUGGAGAUCGACAGCGAAUCCACCACGGACCAGGACUCCUUGCAUUUAAACCCCGGGAUAAAGGAGACGUUUAUUUCUAAUGCUGAGCCAUUUACUGUUCACUCUUGUGUGCAGAAGAGAAAUAUCUUCAAGGAGGAUUUUCACAAUCAUGUAGCUUUCACUCCCCAGGUGCUAACCACAGAAUCUAAUCCGAGCGUUAAAGUGAACGAGGAGUACCAGAGGAAGGAGCCACACAAGUCCACAGCCUUUUUCAACCACAGCUUUGAGCUGCCAUACAGCAACCCCUAUUUCGAACCCGUAGGAUCCCCCGUUCAGGAUAAGAGGCGGGUGAAACAUGAGAGCCUGGACAAUCUUCAGGCGUCCACGUACUUCGGACCAACUACCGUGACGGAGUGCGUUAAUACCAGGAAGACGUCAGGGAAGCAAAGCAAGCAACCGCAAUGGCCCAUAAAGAGCCUGAGUUUGAACACAGAGGAGGGACCUGACUUUGAGAGGUCCUUCCUGGGGGGACAGAAGUUCAAAGACGGCCACCGACGCAACAACAUGGAGAAUGAGCAGCACUACCAAGGCGCCAAGGAGAAGCCGCCAGUCACCACCUCGGGGUUCUGCGUCAAAUCUAAUGGGCCAAAAAUGAAAGACAUGGGAUCUAUGGCCAGCGGUGCUGCUGCAGACAGGCGAGAGGUUAAGAGGUUUAAAGACAAGACCAUCAACUGCACGUCUUUUCAGGCAGGAAAUGUGGACAGCACCCUGAGUGUAGGGACACAGACUGAGCAACUUGACCAAAGGAGGCGGAAGGAAUUUGCUGGUCAUGGCAAAUAUGGAGAAAAGCAGCCUUUCAAGCUCUCCGACGAGGACUCCGAGAUCGUCAGCGAUGAUAUCAGCGACAUUUUCCGCUUCUUGGAUGACAUGAGCGUGUGUGGCUCCAUGGGCGUCAUCCAGUCGUCCUGCUAUAACAGCAAUGGCUCUCUGUCCCAGGUGACAAAGUCAGACGGGGACAGCACACCUGAGCACAACACGAUUAAGCUGGGAAAGGGCGCCAACAAGUUAGACCGGCUCUUCCACUCACUGGAGAGCUCUGAUGACGAGCUGAAGGCCAGCGUUUGUAAGCUGGUCCUUCGGAUAGGCGAGAUCGAGAAGAAGCUGGAGUCCCUCUCCGGUGUCCGAGGUGAGAUCUCUCAGGUCCUUUCGAAGCUGAACAGGCUCGACGAGAAGAUCCAGGAGCCGGAGGCUAGUGGCAGGACAAAAGAUGGCAACGCGGCCAACCUCCACCCUCCAGUGUUCCAGUGUCACACCACUGGCCAUGCAGUGAAGGUGGACGGCGGCCCGGAAUGGUGCUGCUCCGACGCCGGCGGGAGCAGCAAUGAUGGCCUGAGGGUUAAAGCACUGAGGAGAAGUUUCUUCACCAGAAGGUCCUCCAGGUCCCUUACAGAGGAGAACAGUGCUACGGAAUCUAAGGUGGCCAGCAUCUCCAACUCCCUGAGAGACUGGAGGGCUGUGUCCUACUCCAGCCACCCGGGAGAUAAUGGGAAGGAGAAAGAUGGCAAGGAUCGGCAGCGAAAGUCGAAGGAGACAGAGCGCCAGUGUGAGGCCCCCCAGGUUCACCGCGCAUCCAAACCCCUGAAGGACUCCUACGUGGUUGAGCAGGUGUUCAGCCCGCACCCUUUCCCCCCCUCCGUGAAGUCGCACAUGAAGAGCAGCCCCCUCUAUACAGACUUGCGGCUCACCGACCUGUCAGAGGGCAAGCGAGCGCAGCCAUCCUGGACGAUCGAGGAGUACAAGCGCAACGCGAUGGACAAGAGCAAGCUGGCCACGCUGGACCUGCAAGGACAGGAGUCUUUGAACCCCAACAACUUGGAGUACUGGAUGGAAGAUAUUUACACGCCGGGCUACGAUUCCCUGCUGAAGCGUAAAGAGGCGGAGUUUCGCAGGGCCAAAGUGUGUAAGAUCGGAGCCCUGAUUGCAGCGGCUGCCUGCACUGUCAUCCUGGUCAUUGUGGUGCCCAUCUGCACCAUGAAGUCAUGAUGGGUUCCACCAGUGAAUCCCCUGGUUGUGACGUUACACACCACAAUAAUAACAAUAAUACUACUAAUACAGUAUAUUCAACUGAAUGGAAUGAAGUGUUGUGGAUGUGCUUUUAUUUAUUGAAGCCUCCAGUAAUAUAGAUUUAUUUGUUAUGUUUUGUUUGAAUACUUACAUGGAGCAGUUGUUAACUUUAUUUUUUUAUGUAUUAUUUAUUCUGGGAUUGAUAAGUAUACUACAUUUUUUUCUAUAAAUUUACAACAGAGAGUUUAUAUGACGAGUGGAAACUUUGCCGGGUGUUUUGUUUUUUUAAAUAAUGUUUCGUUUUAUAAUAAUAAUACAUUUUUAAAUUUAAAUAUGUGUUUCUCGGUUGUGAUGGAAGGAACACACUGUAUAUGAAUUUUGGUCUAACUGACCUCAUGUGUAAGUGAGCGAAUUGAGCUGUUUAAUACUUUCAGAUUAGUUGUUAUUGAUGCUGCUUUUAACUAACUUCAGUGUGGGGUUGAGCUAAUGAGAAUAUAAAUACAAAUAUUUUCUUUCUUUUUUUAAAUGCCCUUUAUCUAAAACAGUGAUAAUUGAUUACUUGAAUUAUUUUGUUGUAAAAUUUUGUUCAAAUAAUGAAUGAAAUGGUUACCAUUCAUUUGAAUGAAAUCUAAUAACCUCCCAUUCUGAUUGUUAUGCCCAAACGGUUUUUGUACAAGCACAAACAUUACAAACCACUUAUUUUUUUUUUCACUUUUCAGCUCAGUCUAAUCUAAUUGUCUAAUAAACUGAGGGCCGACCCCUGAACAAAGUGAUGCAGAUGCGGAACAAACAGUUUUGGGAAUAAUGAAGACAGUUAAGGGGUUUGACUAAUGUAUUUGUUUUCGAAAACACUUAAGUGAUGGACAAAAAUCCAAUAUUCAGAAGAGCAAAACCAAACAGCAGCGAAUGUACAGAAGGAAACAUCGUAACAAACUAUAUAAGCACGACUAAAUCUCUUACCAUGUGUCAUACUGGCAUGUUGAACUUCUGUCAUUUAUUGAAAAUCGUUACUGAUUGUAUAUAAUGUAUCUUUAAUUUAUUUAUGCACUAACAUCAAACCCUGUUCUGGAGACUGAGCCCCCUCCCCCUCCCACUGCCUACUGUGAUGUAAUGUACUUUAGAUGUAUGUAAAUAGUCCCAUGGGGCCUUAGAAACAUCGACUGAGAAGUGUCCGUCGCCGUGAGUGCUGUAGUCAUGCCAACAGUCGCGUUCGAAAACUCAGAGGCUCGUCAUGGCCGUACCCCUGAAGCCAGUGCUGUCAGAGUGAGCAGGCACAGCAGGAAAAGGUUCUUCAAUGAGUUUGCGAACACACUAAGACGUACUCUGUCCUGUAGCCUUGCCUUCAACACAGGAACUGUGACCCGUAGCAUAAUGUAGUUCUCUGUAAAUAUUUUAAGCACAUAAUGUAAACUAUGGCGUAAUUUAAAUAGAAUAAAACAUCACUGUUCGUACUGCA
Molecule: messenger RNA, 4805 nt
Organism: Paramormyrops kingsleyae
Lineage: Eukaryota; Metazoa; Chordata; Actinopteri; Osteoglossiformes; Mormyridae
Gene: minar1
Product: membrane integral NOTCH2 associated receptor 1
Biological process (GO): negative regulation of TOR signaling; negative regulation of cell population proliferation
Cellular component (GO): plasma membrane
Source: RefSeq, a predicted model, not a curated record